AUGGAGGAUAUGCCGCCCUUUCUGCCCGAUGACAGCAGUGCCCUCGUCUCGCGUCGAUUCGCUCCGUUGGUCGAGAAGGAAGGAGUGGUGGAGGGCGGGGUGCAAUGUCGUCCUCCCUGGCCUCCCCUCCCUCGCUCCCUCCCUCUUCCUCCCUACACAUCCUCUGCUCUUGACGAGAUGGGAAAGGAUAGCUUGCAUACGCCUUUGUUGCCGUCUUCCCCUUCCCGGCACCCCGCCCUCCCUCCCUUCUCCCCUUCCUCGAAAAGGAAAAGAUGGAAAGGCUUCUCCGUUACCCUCCUCCUCUUUCAGCUGGCGCGUGGGAAGGUGGUCGUACAGGCGGUAUGGCAGUUGUUGGGCUCGCUCGCCGUCUUUAUCGCCCCCCUUGCGCUUCGGAAGAUCGUUGCCUACGUCAGCCAGGACCGACCAGAAGAGUCACAGGUCAUCCCUAUUCCGAUUCUGGUGGCCACUGCUCUCCUCUUCCUCGGUCCAGCCCUACAGGCUGUCUCCGAUGGCCAAAAUUUUUUCAUGGGCCGGCGCCUGAUCGUCCGUUACAGAGCCGCCCUUGUCGAUCUGAUUUUUCGGAAAGCACUCAGACUCAACCUCUCGGCGAGCAGCUAUUCGGUCGGGGAACUUACUAAUUUGUGCAGCGUGGAUGCCAACAGCGUGGAGGCCGUCGGCUACAUUCAUUUCCUCUGGUCAACAAUCCUGCAGAUUGUCGUCUCGGUAGCCUUGCUUUUCAAUGUUCUGGGAGCUUCCGCCUUUGCGGGCCUGGGGUUUAUGGUCAUCAGCCUUCCUAUAACCGCUUGGGCCUCCCAGCGAAUCCAGGUCUAUCAGACUCGAAUGAUGGGGAAGAAAGACGCCCGUAUGUCUGUCAUGAACGAGAUCUUGCAAGGCAUGCGCAUUCUGAAGAUGUGUGCGUGGGAGGACGAAUUCUUCCGGCGGGUGACAAGAGCCCGCGAGGACGAAGUGAGGGAGCUACGGUGUUUCGUUUACACCCGGGCAGUCAUCAUCGUCACUUGGGACGCUACUCCAACUCUGGUUGCCCUCUUCACUUUCAUUUUCCAUACCCUCGUUCUCGGCCGGCCCCUCACCAGCAGCGAUGGCUUCUCCGCCUUGUCCCUCUUUGAUCUGCUUCGGUUUCCACUGGUGGUACUUCCCGAUUUCAUCAACUAUUGCAACAAAGCUCUCGUUUCCUUUGACCGCAUUGAGACUUUCUUGACACGGCCAGAGGUGGCACCCCCACCUUCUCCGCUCCCUGCUUCUCCUUCGUCCUCCGCCGUCUCGUCUGCCCUUCCUCGUGGGGCUAUUGCUAUCGAUCACGCUUCGUUUAAAUGGGGAAGUCCGCAGUCGAUGAAGGAGCAUGAAAAGAGGGAGGACAGGGUUCCAACAGCCCCAACGCUUCAAGACGUGACUCUCUCUGUCCCUCCUGGCAACUUGCUCUGCGUGUACGGUCCAACGGGGGGGGGGAAGACCUCUCUUCUCCUUUCCCUGCUGGGGGAGAUCCCUCGGCUCUCGGGCCGGGCUUCCCUUCAAGGACAAGUGGCUUAUGUUGCGCAGAAAGGCGACGCUACAGAGAUCGGAGAGAGGGGUGUCAAUCUGAGCGGAGGCCAACAACAGCGAGUCAAUCUCGCCCGAGCUGCAUACGCUGCGCUUCAGGGAACGGCUGAUAUCAUACUGUUGGACGAUGUCUUGUCAGCUGUGGAUGCCCAUGUGGGGGAGCAUAUUCUCCACCAAUGUCUCGCUGGGCCGAAGGCAGUGAUGGCGGGUCGUACCCGUGUUUUGGUUACCCAUCAGGUCAGCUCGACCCUCCCUUUCGCGGAUUACAUCGUCAUCUUGACCAAGGAUGGUCGAGUGGCAGCGCAAGGAAAGAGGGAAGAAGUCUGUAAGGAGGGAGGGAAGGAGGGAGGGAGAGAGCUACUGGCAAGGUACGGGGUAAUGGACGAGAAGGAGGAUCGCAGGGAGGAGGAUGAUGAGGACGAUGAGGGAUGGAGAGAGGAAGAGUUAGAGAUGGGAAAAGAGAAACUUGGGAAGGAGGGAUUAAGCGUGGACCAAAACGGCAGCGGGAGAGGGGCCUUGGUAUCAAAUCCUGGGAAGGCGUCUCAGAUCUGGGCGGAAGGGAGUGGGGAGGAAGGGGGAGAUGUUCAGUUGAAAGCAACGGUGGAGCGCGGGGAGAGUCAGAAACCGAAAGUAGGCGUGAAGAAAGAGCGCUUGGCCGUAGCAAAGGGGCAAGGGGAGGGAGUACAGGAAGGGAAAGAGAGCGGGACGGAGGGCGUGUUGGUCUUAGAGGAGGAGCGCGAAGAAGGAGCGCUCAAGUGGACGACCUACCUUGCUUACUUCUCGGCCAUGGGUGGCCUCCUUCCCGGCUUCUUCCUCUUUGCCCUCUAUCUGGGUGUGGAGCUCUUGCGCUUCCUUCAAAACCGGAGCCUGGGUCAGUGGGUGGACCGGCUGGCCGCCUCCGCCUCCUCCCCCUCCACCUUGCAGUACGCCCUCCCCUUCCUCCUCAUCUCCCUCGGCAACACCACCCUCAUCCUUCUUCGGAUCUCGCUGCAGGCGUGGGCGAGUCUACGAGCUUCUCUUAAAAUCCACGCCGCCAUGGCAGCCCGAGUGCUUCGAGCGCCGCUUCACUGGUUCGACAGGACGCCUAUUGGAAGGGUUCUGAACCGGUUCUCCAGCGAUGUGGAAACGAUAGACAAGAAUUUGAUGGACUCUCUAGCUUCCUUUGUAGAGUGCUCCUUGAACGCCGUCGCCGUUGUCGCAGUCAUCGCCUACCAGCUUCCCGUUCUCCUCUUGGGACUCGCCCCUCUUCUCCUUGUGGCCGGCGUUGUUGCGCGCAUGUAUCUUAGGUCGUCCCGUGCCAUGAAGCGAUUGGAAAGCAACAGCCAUUUCGCGGAGACUGUCUCAGGCGUCAUCACCAUUCGUGCUUACGGAGCCCAAGAUCGCUUUGUGGACGAGAACCACGACAAGGUCGAUGCCUACGGGCGCGUGAACUUCUUCCUCUGGACGUCAAAUCGCUGGCUCGCCGUCCGACUACAGCUCCUGGGGGCCACUGUCACCGGGAUGGUGGGCAUCUACAUUCUUGCCUCCCUCCCAACCUCCUCCUCUUCCCCCUCCUCCACAUCCGUUUCGAGUGCGGAGGCUGGAUUAGUCCUGCUCUAUGCCAUGCAGUUCUCUUCCGCUUUGAACUGGUUGAUCCGAGAUCAGGCAGAAAUGGAGAUGAACAUGAACGCGGUGGAGCGCACAGAUGCCUACUGUCAUCUCGAGCAAGAAGCCCCCCCUGUUCUGCCUGGUUCUGGAACCCCCCCGCCCUCUUGGCCUUCGCAGGGGGAGAUCUCCGUACGAUGCUUGACUCUUGCUUAUCCCUCCGCCCCGACUGCUCCUGUGUUGCGGUCUCUCAGCUUUCACAUCCCUCCCGGCACUCGUGUUGGCGUAGUAGGAAGGACGGGGGCGGGGAAAUCCUCCCUUUUGGCAGCAUUUUACAGACUGGUGGAGCCGGCAGAAGGAAGCGAAGUCGUAAUCGACGGGGUGAACACGCGGCAUUUGGGUUUGAAGGAUUUGAGAGGGCGUCUGGCGAUUGUUCCACAGGAGCCCACGCUCUUCCGCGGUACUAUCCGCAGCAACCUGGACCCUUUUAACGAGUAUACAGAUGCAGCAAUGUGCGAUUCUCUUCGUCGCGCACAUUUCUGGGAGGCGCUGGAGCGGAAGAGCGGUCAAGACAACAUUAAAGGAGCUGAAAGCGGUGUAUUGGCUAUGCCCGUCACGGAGAACGGGGAGAAUCUAAGCGUGGGGGAGCGGCAACUCAUGUGUUUGGCGCGCGCUUUGCUCAGGAAGCGAGGCGUUUUGUUUCUGGACGAGGCCUCCGCUAACGUGGACGCGGUCACCGACAACUUGCUGCAAGAGACUUUGCCCGACCAGUGCAAGGGGUGCACGGUCGUAUGCGUGGCCCAUCGACUCGCGACAAUUGUGACUUACGAUCGAGUCCUGGUGCUGGACGCAGGUAUUUGCGCCGAGUACGAUUCCCCCGCCGCGCUUUUGGCAAAAGGACCGUCAGGCUUAUUUUACAGCAUGUGUGCUAAGACUGGCGAGUUGUCGAAUUUAAUGGCCAUGGCAAGAGGAGAGAAGAAUGGACGAGGAAGUCUGGAAACGCUACCUGACCACUGUUGAAUUCGAUGACAAAAAUGAGAGAGCUGAAAUGUAAAGAAGCUCUGGCCACAGAUAGAAGCAUAGGACAAUAGACACAAAGUCCCCUAAUUGAACGUAUACACGAGUCACCAUAGAACAAAAGCAUAUAUUGGGAUCUUUUUGAUCAGUAAGGCAUGCUGCCUGAAUUGAUGGCUCCGACGUCUUAAUUCUCCCC
Nannochloropsis gaditana CCMP526 is the source of this 4354-nucleotide messenger RNA. Its product is annotated as atp-dependent bile acid permease. The transcript has 18 exons. The record is from RefSeq and is a predicted model, not a curated record. The coding region runs from base 1 to 4161 and encodes 1386 amino acids. Gene Ontology annotation, biological process: transmembrane transport. Gene Ontology annotation, molecular function: ABC-type transporter activity; ATP hydrolysis activity; ATP binding. Gene Ontology annotation, cellular component: membrane.